This is a messenger RNA of Cladocopium goreaui, 243 nucleotides long. The record is from the annotation of a GenBank genome assembly. NCBI's taxonomy places the organism in Eukaryota, Dinophyceae, Suessiales, Symbiodiniaceae.
AUGGGCCCCAGGGGACCCCCGCCCAACCGACCCAACCCCACCGAGCGGGUGAAGGCCGAAAAGUUGGCACAGGAGAAGAUCAAGGAAAUGCGGCGGCAGGUUGAUGACGCGGCAGCUGAGACCAUGGAAUUGCAACGGGCAUUGACCCAGGAGGCCAAAGACGCCAAGGCACAGUUCGAUAAAGCCCUCAGAGAGCAAGCCUUCAACUGCAAAGCGCGACUUCAUCAGGACUGGAUGACAUGA